Molecule: messenger RNA, 1626 nt
Organism: Gloeophyllum trabeum ATCC 11539
Lineage: Eukaryota; Fungi; Basidiomycota; Agaricomycetes; Gloeophyllales; Gloeophyllaceae
Product: NAD P-binding protein
Exons: 9
Coding region: 55-1161 (368 amino acids)
Cellular component (GO): mitochondrion
Molecular function (GO): protein-containing complex binding
Source: RefSeq, a predicted model, not a curated record
GGAGCGACACCCCUGGUCAAGUUGGUGCGCUUCGACGGAAAGCUGCAGAUAUAGAUGCUCUCCUCCCGUUCCCAUAGUCUGCGCGUGCAGCGUCUGCUGACGCAGAGUUCGCGGCGAGGCCUCAAGGACCUGGUGGUCCCGCCGAGGUCGAAGAAACCAGUGAUUUCGUACGGUCCUCCAGGACGCAGCGCUGUCAGCGGACAUGUUGCCACCGUCUUUGGUUGCACUGGAUUUCUCGGGAGGUAUUUGGUUGCAAAACUAGCGAAGAAUGGUACCCAGGUUAUCACCCCUUACCGCGAUCCGGACGAGGCUAGACAUCUCAAGUUGAUGGGUGACUUGGGUCAGGUCGUACACAUGGAAUGGGACAUCCGGGACGAGGACCAGAUUGCCGAGUGUCUGAGACACUCUGAUAUCGUCUACAACCUUGUUGGAAGGGAGUACGAAACUAAGAACUUCACAUAUAAUGACGUCAAUGCAGCAGGUGCUGGCCGGAUCGCCAAGGUCGCAGCGCAAUGGGGCGUCCCCCGCUUUGUGCACGUAUCUCAUCUCAAUGCGGACCACCAAUCCAUCUCCAAGUUCUACCGCACGAAGGCGGAGGGAGAGGAUCUGGUCAAGGAAGCAUUCCCGGAUGCUACCAUCAUCAGACCCUCUACUAUGUUCGGGUAUGAGGACAAGCUAUUGAACAACAUUGCCAUUUGGAGUAUUUGGUGGAAGCUGAACCACGGUGAAACGAAGAUAAGGCCAGUACAUGUCAUGGAUGUCGCUCAAGCCUUGGCCAACCUUGAAGGCGUGCCUGCACUGCCCAAGACGCUGAACCUCCCCGGUCCCUCUACCUUGACGUAUAGCUAUCUUAUCGACCUGGUGUCUUCGGUCACCUACAACGACCUCGACAAGGGCUUCGUCAUGCCCAAGCGGCUGGCGAAGAUGCUCGCCCAGGCCGGACAGAAGCUGUACUGGCCUACGAUUUCUCCCGAUGAGGUUGAGCGGAGAUACAUCAACGACAAGGACGUGCCUGGUGACUGGGAAGAGCUCGGGGUGGUACCAGAUGAGAUCGAGAACCACGCUCUGACCUACCUCAGACGGUACCGAUCUGCUGACAAUUUCGUCCGACCCCUUGUUCUGCCAAACCGGGACUCUUCGGAGUAUCGGGUGGCGCAAUAGGCCUGGUGGUCUGUCUACUCUGUAGAUCAAGUAUACAGUUCUAAUCCAGUCUUCCUGCAUAUGGAUGCUCGAGAAGGGGUCUAUGCGCUGCGCAUUCCGUCGUGACUUUCAUUUCAGAUCGAGCCGCUCCAGCUCCGUUGAACGGGUCGACGCGAUUGAGUGCCGGGAUAGCCUUACUACUCGCUUCGCGGUGGAGAAGGUAUUCAUUUCGGACCACCCAAGGCACUGCGUAUUUGCGGCCCACUUUUAGAUUUUUGCCGAUAACAUGGGAAUGCGGUCGUUGAGCGGUAGACGAUGUGUUGAAGGUUCCAAAGAGCGACCUCGUGCUCCCAUCUGAUUCCGUUCACCCCAAAAUAACGACUCACCGGUGUGGCAUCAUAAGACUGAAACAACGCAUCCAAUGAACGAGUACAGACCGCAACUAUUAACGUAUACCUGGUACCACCUCCCAAAAAGAUACACGGG